Messenger RNA from Botrytis cinerea B05.10, 1099 nucleotides. RefSeq names its product Bchnt2 (gene Bchnt2). The record is from RefSeq and is a predicted model, not a curated record. Lineage: Eukaryota; Fungi; Ascomycota; Leotiomycetes; Helotiales; Sclerotiniaceae. The coding region runs from base 56 to 724 and encodes 222 amino acids. The transcript is spliced from 3 exons. Gene Ontology annotation, molecular function: catalytic activity.
GAGUCAGAUAAACCAUAUCCCCUUUUAAUCCAACCAAUUCUAUGAUAUUCAGGAUAUGAUCAUACGACCAGCAUUCCAUCGAAUACGACUCGUAGGAUUUUCAUCUCUCCACCUCCAAUCCCGCACUAUGACCUCCAGCACACCCCCCAAAACCCUGAUACAUUUUGGGAAAUUCGAAGUCACGGAUCAGGUCUUCCACAAAUCAAGCUAUUGCUACUGUCUCGUAAACAUCAAGCCCAUCCUCCCCGGCCACGUGCUCGUGAUCCCUUACCAGCACCACCCACGCAUGACAGAUCUCUCACGUGCCGAGCUCGACGAUAUCUUUUCGACGACGCAGAAAGUGCAAAAGAUGCUCGCGGCUCAUUAUUUCCCGGGCCAAAAUCUCAGCGAAGGUUCCUUCAAUAUUGCAAUUCAAGAUGGGCCGGAGAGUGGUCAAACGGUACCGCAUUUUCACUGUCAUGUCAUACCGCGCACGAAAGAGAGCGCGACGAUUGGAGAUGGGAUUUAUGACAAGUUGCAGGGAGAGGAGGGAAACUUGGGGGGUGGACUUUGGGAUCGAGCUGCACAGCUGGGGGAGAGACCGGCGCAGAAAGGAAAAUUCCCAAGGGUGGAUGACGAGGAUAGGUUGCCAAGAAGUGCGGAGGUGAUGAACCAGGAAGCCGCUCUUUUUAGAGAGCAGAUGCAAAAGCUGGGGUACAGUGAGAUGGAGCAACACGAUCAAUGAAUAAUUAUCAAAGUCGUAAAACUCCCAGCUAAAUAAAUAGACGUCAAUGUUUCCAUGGCUAUUAUAAGAUCUAGUGAUCUCCAAACCAUCAAUUCUCUUUUUACAACAAGCAAUACACAGUAUAUCUACACUUUUCCAGUUAUUAUUCAGCGGCGAAAAUCCAUCUCCAGCUCUGCUUCUACUCAUGCUCAUUAUUUCCAGCCCCUUAUUGAACCCCAUCCACGUAGAUCACAAAUUCCAUCUCGUCGUUUCGCCCAUCCCAUCCUCAACCCACAAGCUCGCUACGACCACUCGCGGCGCUUGGCUGAACCCGCUUUCCAACGAUAGAAGUGCUGCUCAUAUAUAAGAAUAAUAAAUGGGAUUUAUCAUUCAACA